Cimex lectularius (bed bug) is the source of this 3429-nucleotide messenger RNA. Its product is annotated as importin-4-like. The record is from RefSeq and is a predicted model, not a curated record. Gene Ontology annotation, molecular function: nuclear import signal receptor activity; small GTPase binding. Lineage: Eukaryota; Metazoa; Arthropoda; Insecta; Hemiptera; Cimicidae. Gene Ontology annotation, cellular component: cytoplasm; nucleus. Bases 159 to 3371 code for a protein of 1070 amino acids. Gene Ontology annotation, biological process: protein import into nucleus. The transcript has 19 exons.
UAAAUAGGUUAUUGCAAUUCUUCGACUAAACCACGUGAGUACUGUUUCUAUUUCACCGGAAUAUGGUCCAAUUUAUUUUAUGAAUUUCGGAUCGAUUACGACGUGAUAUUGCUAAGACGACAACAUAAAACUCUAAACGCCUCGAACAUCACGAGAACAUGGAGCAGACUUUGAAAAAACUCCUCGCAAAUGAUAAAUGUUUGAUACAUGAAGGCACAAAAGAAUUGAAGCAGAUUUUAUCACAUCCCGAUUGUGUCGGUCUGCUAUGCAACGUCUUAAGUACAAGUCAAGACUAUGAACUUAGACAAUACGCAGCAGUCAUAUUAAAAAGGAGAUUUUCAAAAUCUGCAAAUUGGAAUCAGUUGUCCAAUGAAGCAAAAUCAGGGAUAAAAACUGGGCUUUUGCAACAGCUCAUUGCCGAACCGGAAAAGCUAGUGAAAAAUUAUAUCGCCCAGAUUAUUUCUAUUAUUUUAAAACAUGAAAUGGCUGCUGAAGUCGGAUGGCCUGAUCUGGUACAGUUUUUACAUCAGUCGAUGACAUCGCAAAGUAUGGAUGACAAGGAGCUAGGAUUCUAUUCAUUAAGUGUGUUGCUUGAGACUUCUCCCAAUGAAUUUCUUAGUGAUGCCAAACAGUUUUUCACGCUCUUUGUGGAAACGAUGAAAACACUCGAAGACAAAUCGUGCCCAGUUGCUUAUUUUGUUGUGCUUUGCAUGAUUCAUUUUAGUUCUGCAGUUUCAGGAAACAAAGAGAUCACUAACAAAUUUGUGGAACUCCUUCCGUUUGUACUUCAAACUGUCCAAGAGCUUGCGACAGCGAGACCUUAUCGUGCGCUCGAUGCUUUGGAUUUUUUUUACGAGUAUUCUGAAAAAGAGGAGAUUAGAAUACUCCUUCCGCAUUUCAAAGAUAUUAUAACUCUGUGCCUAUUGAUUGCAGAAGAUCAGAACAAAAUCGAAGAUUUGAGAAUAAAAUCUUUAAGCGUUAUUUCGAAUUUUAUCAAUGUCCGAGUUAAGACUAUUGUUAAAUUGGGUUUGAUUCCACAAAUAUUAUUGGUAAUUUUUAAACUAAUGUGUUCAAAACCUGAAGAUGAUGAAAAUGAAGAAUAUUUCACUUCUGAUCCUGAUGAAGAUACAUUAUUGACUUGUGCCUGUGAAGUGUUAGAUACUAUUGCUAUGAAUAUGGAUGCAAAGAAACUAAUUCACCCUGUUAUGGAAUUUGUUAAACCAGCAAUUGAAGGAACAAAUCCUUAUGAGAUUAAGGCCGGAUAUUUAGUUCUUGGGAUUAUAAGCCAAGGUUGUGAAGCUUAUAUUCGAUACAACUGCUUAGAUCAGUUUGUUAAAUGUGUUCAAGGAGGUGUUUCACAUCCGCACCCAGUCGUAAGAGGAGCCGCUCUUUUUUCAAUAGGGCAAUUCGCUGAACAUCUUCAGCCAGAAAUAAGUGUAAGUGCAAAUGAAUUGAUGCCGAUUCUAAUUUCACAAAUAUCAGAGCUAGUCGAGAGAGGUAAAUCUGGCACCAGAUUCAGUAAUAGAGUCGAUCGACUGUUUUACGCUCUAGAUAGGUUUUCCGAAAAUCUAGAAAGUGCCUUAGCACCUUAUGUACAUUCUCUUAUUAGUCAACUACUGCCUCUCUGCAAAGAUCCUUACCAUCUACAUAUUAGAGAGUUAGCAAUAUCUACCAUAGGAGCAAUCGCUGGAGCAGUCAAAGAAGAUAUUGUACCUUAUUUCCCUGAAAUAAUGAAUCACUUAAAUAUAUACCUGAUGAAACAAGCUAAUGAUGAUGAUGUUUCCUUGCAAGUAGAAGCUUUAGAUACUUUGGCAAUGCUGGCGCGUAAUGUGGGCGAACAGAUUUUCCAGCCCUUAGCGUUGGACAGUAUUAAUCUUGGUCUCAGUCUUGUCUCUUCCACCGACAAUCCGGAUAUUCGUAAAAGCAGUUACGGCCUCUUUGCUGCCGUAUCGACUGUCCUGAAAGAUUCCAUUGGCCCACUUUUACCAGGAAUUGUAGAACCUAUUAUCAAAUCCAUUCAAGACGAUGGUUAUAUUGUUCAUGAUGAUAAAAAGAACUCCGAUUUUCCUUUAAUAGAAGACUCUGAAGAUGAAAAAGAAGACGAUGAAUCAGAUGACGACAUGACCAUUGAAAAUGACUAUAUCGAAGAAAAAGAAGAAGCCUGCUUCGCAUUGAGUGAGCUUGCAACACACACUGGUAUCGCAUUUUUUCCAUAUUUACAAACUAGCUUUGAAGAGGUUUUUAAAUUGCUAACCUUUGCAAAUAGCGAUGUAAGAAGAGCAGCUUUGGAUGCCGAAUUUCAGUUUUGUAUUUCAUUUGCUAAAGUAACGGAAAGUGCAGAAAAUAAAGAUGACACAAAUUUAAUCCAAGUGACUGAAACCCUUGUGGCCAAAACUUAUGAAAUGAUUCAAAUCGACGAUGAAAUAGAUGUCCUUCUGGCUGGGUUUCAUGGAUUUCAAAAUUUACUUAAAGAGAUAGGCAGACGUCUUCAACCUAGUCAAAGCAUAAAACAAAACGUUGUCAAUUCUAUUUUGCUAGUCUUACAUGGGCAGCUUAGAGUUCAACAGUGGGAAGACUGCAGCGUCGAAUCGAACGAAGUCGCCGAGCUUUUAGAUACGGCGGCGUAUGUUCUCCCUUCCCUUAUGCAUAUCACGACUGAAGAUGAAUUUUUUUCAAUAUUUUCACAAAUUUUUCCAGUUAUUAGAAAAAGGAUCAUUGAAAAUGCAGAUGAUGACGACUCUGAUGACGGGAGAAAGGCAAAUGCUCUUGGAGUUAUCGCGGAAUGUAUGCCGGGAUUAAGCGGUAAAAUAAGUGAAUACUUACCGGUACUUCUUCCAUUUCUUAUGCACAGUAUAAAUGAUGCGGAUCCCGAUGUUAGAAAUAACGCUCUAUUCACAAUAGGCGAGAUGGCCUAUCAUGUGAAAGAUGAUAUUGUACCGCACUACGGUGCAAUACUUCGGGCCCUUUCUGAUGUGAUAGGAAAUGAAAAGAUAAGUAAAGUCAUGGAUAAUGCAUGUGGAGUUAUUGCAAGACUUAUUCUUGUCAGUGCGAAGGAUCUUCCUUUAAAACAGAUUUUACCCAGUUACAUAAAUCAAUUGCCAUUGAAAGAAGAUUUUGAAGAGGACAAAUGGAUAUUUAAGUCAUUGUGUCAUUUACUUAAACUUGAAAUAGAAGAUAUGAAACCUUUCGUUGGCGAUAUAUUUAAUGCUGCACUUGUUUCUUUGCAAAGUCAUCAUCCUGAUAACGAGACGAAAGAAGUUAUUGUUUCUUUAAUUCAAAUGGUUAAUGCAAGUUUUCCUGAUAUCGUAGCCAAUAUAGUGCAAAUACUUGGAGAAGACGCUGUGGAACUUUUAAAAAAACUUCCAUUGUAAUUGUAUAAAAUAUUUAAAAAAUGUGAUUACAAAAUAAUUAAAGCUUUAACAAUAAAAA